AUGGUGGACACUAACGCCGAAGCACCUGCCGGCGCGCCCGAGGACCCGAUGUUCCACCGCUGCCCCGACCCCAGCUGCCGUCGCCAGUUCAGCCGCAAGUACUCGCUCAGCGAGCACAUGAAGACCCACACGGGCGAGCGGCCGCACGUGUGCCCCGUGCGCUCGUGCGCCAAGCGGUUCACGACGUCCGGGAACCUCGCCAGACACAAGCGCCUGCACGGCUACAUCGAACCGCUCAAGUGCCCCGUGGAGGGCUGCAUCUGCAGCUUCCCGAGCGACCUCAAGCUCCAGAAGCACAUGAAGUUCCACUACGGCGGGCCUGUGCACUUGUGCGAGGUGCCCGGCUGCGGCAAGACCUUCACCACCACGGGCAACCUCAACCGCCACAUGAAGAACCAGCACUUCGACCUCGCGGCCCCGCAGUGCCGACUCAAGCGCGCGUGGUCAACGGGCACGAACCCGCUGCCGCAGGAGUCGGCGGCGAACUUUAACCGCAAAAUCGAGGAUCACCUCGCCGCACUGGACGAAACGCUGGACAACCUGUCGGCGCUGCUGAUCGACACGGGGCUCGACGGCCCAAAGUGCGGCGGCGACAGGCAGAGCUGCCUCGUGGACGACAUCAUCCGCUUCCACGUGCAGGAGCUUGGCUACCCUUAG
Molecule: messenger RNA, 657 nt
Organism: Phytophthora sojae
Lineage: Eukaryota; Oomycota; Peronosporomycetes; Peronosporales; Peronosporaceae
Exons: 2
Coding region: 1-657 (218 amino acids)
Biological process (GO): regulation of transcription by RNA polymerase II
Cellular component (GO): nucleus
Molecular function (GO): RNA polymerase II cis-regulatory region sequence-specific DNA binding; DNA-binding transcription factor activity, RNA polymerase II-specific
Source: RefSeq, a predicted model, not a curated record